AUGGUUGGCAAAAUCCCAGCAAGCGCGGACUAUAUCAUCCUUGGUGGCGGCAUAGCCGGUUGCGUCCUUGCUUCACGCCUUAAAGAGGCAAAUUCUUCUUUGUCGAUUGUAUUGAUCGAAGCAGGGCAGGAUCCUACUGGCCAUCCUCUGACAACCGCCCCGCUCGCUUGCUUCGCGGCGCACUAUUCCGAUCUCGACUACGCUUACAGUACCGCGCCCCAAGAGCACUUAGGCGGCCGCCAAUGCUACGCAGCAGCCGCAAAGGCCCUGUCAGGAGGCUCUGCGAUCAAUUACGGUACAUGGACUCGCGGGUCGGCUGCCGACUUUGACUGCUGGGCUGAUCAAGUUGGCGAUUCCGGAUGGAGCUAUCGUGGCCUCCUACCCUACUUCAAGAAGACAGAACAGUAUACCCUCAGUCCUCGGGUAGAUCCCGAGCAGCACGGAACCAGCGGGCCGAUCAAUGUGGUGUCUGUAUCUAGCAGUGAUCCGAUGCGAAAAUACCCCCUUCGAGAACCCAUAGAACGGGCAUGGUUGGAGAUUGGGGUGGAAAAAGCUUGGGACGCCAAUGGUGGUGAACCGCUAGGGCUCACCGAGUUGGCGGAAUCUUGGAGGGAUGGCAAGCGGCAGUGUGCAUCUCAGGCAUACAAUCUGUCGGGUGUGACAGUCCUUUGUUCUACAGUCGUCUACCGCGUAAUUGUCGAAGAUCUAUCAGGGGUGAAGACUGCAACAGCAGUGGAACUAGUUGGGGGUCAGACCAUAACCGCGUCAAGAGAAAUCAUACUUUCUUGUGGGACGUAUCGAACGCCGCAGGUAUUGAUGCUGUCUGGCAUAGGAGCUAAGGAAGAUGUUACACGCCACAACAUCCCGUUGACGGUUGAUUGUCCCGAAGUGGGCCGCAAUUUUCACGACCAUCUAGCAGUGUGUCUCUGGUGGAAGUUGCGGCAUCCCGAGCGGGGUUCUGCGUUGGGAACCCCGGAAUGGAAAGACUUGGCCUACAGCAAAGGGCUUCCAUCUGAUUGGAUUGCUUUCUCGCAAGUUCCGGUCGGGAUCAUAAGCCGAGCGUUGAAUGCCGAUGGCGAGGAUCCCGACGCCCACGGCCUUCUAAAGCCAGAGCGGUGUCACUUGGAAACGCUAGUUGCUUACGCACCCGCUGGCGCGCAACUCGCUGAUGUUGCGAUCCCGCUGGAUGGAACGCAUGUAACGACGGCGGUGCUUGGAAUGACGCCUACUUCGCGCGGCACUGUCGUUAUUACCUCGAAUGAUCCUCAAACGCCACCAAAGAUCGACCCAAAUUACUACGCAACAGAAGCUGAUCGCGAAGCCCUUCGGUACGGCAUUCGUCAAGCUUUACGAUUGCUCCAGGAAACCCAAUCCGGGAGUAGCAUUAUCGAGAACGAAGUUCCUCCCGCUGGAUAUCCGACCCUGAACGCUAGUUCAACAGAUGCAGAAAUUGACGCAAGGGUUAAGCGUGUAGGCAACACCUUUUAUCACGCCGGAGGCUCUGCAUCAAUGGGCAAAGUUGUAGAUACCCAAUUACGCGUAUAUGGUGUCGAUAGGCUGCGCGUCGUGGACGCGAGUGUCAUUCCACUUCCUAUUGCGGCUCAUUACCAGGCGGCUGUUUACGCAAUUGCUGAGAAGGCUGCCGAUUUGAUUCUGCAUUCUGCCAAGUAG
This is a messenger RNA of Trichoderma asperellum CBS 433.97, 1671 nucleotides long. RefSeq lists its product as uncharacterized. Gene Ontology annotation, molecular function: flavin adenine dinucleotide binding; oxidoreductase activity, acting on CH-OH group of donors. The record is from RefSeq and is a predicted model, not a curated record. NCBI's taxonomy places the organism in Eukaryota, Fungi, Ascomycota, Sordariomycetes, Hypocreales, Hypocreaceae.